Capsella rubella is the source of this 423-nucleotide messenger RNA. RefSeq lists its product as uncharacterized. Lineage: Eukaryota; Viridiplantae; Streptophyta; Magnoliopsida; Brassicales; Brassicaceae. The record is from RefSeq and is a predicted model, not a curated record. The coding region runs from base 1 to 423 and encodes 140 amino acids. The transcript has a single exon.
AUGGAUAAUGAUGGAGUUGUUGAAAUACGUGAGGAAGAGGAACCCGAGAGACGUGAAGAGCUUCGUCGAUCGGCCGUUACUUUACUCGUCGCAGUCGCGUUCCAUCUUCUCACCCUAGUCGGAAAAAGAUCAGCUGGUUUCGUCGUCCCAGAUCCAUAUUCGGGAACGGAGAAGAACGGACACUGGGCCUUGUAUUGGGCUUCGAAGUUUAUAUACAGGAUGGCGGAGUUAUCGUGUCUGACUGUGAUUGUUCAACUCAUUUUAUCGACGAUUGCGACGGUGGUGGUGAUGGUGGGACGAGAACGAGAACAAGCACGACACAUGCGUAGACUGCGUAUAAGCUGCAAUAGACAACUGUUUCUGGGUUUCAUCUGCUUCACCAUCUCGCUCGCUCUCUCGGCUUACCUUCGCUGCUUUGUCUGA